This is a messenger RNA of Spirodela intermedia, 81 nucleotides long. NCBI's taxonomy places the organism in Eukaryota, Viridiplantae, Streptophyta, Magnoliopsida, Alismatales, Araceae. The record is from the annotation of a GenBank genome assembly.
AUGACGAUUUUUCACAAGGGUUUCUCCACAAAUGUCAUAGAUCCCAUCUCCAGAAUCACAGAGAGAGAGUCUUUGUCUUAG